AUGGCCCAGGCCAUCUUCCAGCGCUUCUGGGAUGUUGACGUGAAGUCUGGCGUCUCAUCCCCCAGCUACCCAGUCAUCUCCAGCAUCCCUCACACAUCCGACGAUCGACUGGCUCAAGCUUCACCGUCGAUAUGUCCAGACGAGCCUGUUCCCGCUGCAUCGGCUCAAGGCGUCGCCUCCGAUAGCUCCUCCUCCACAGUCCUGUAUCUCGCGUAUGGCUCCAACCUAUGCGCAGAGACCUUCCUCGGGCAACGUGGCAUUCGUCCGAUCAGCCAAGUCAAUGUCUCCGCGCCUUCUCUGCGCCUGACAUUCGACUUGCCCGGCAUCCCGUACAAGGAGCCGUGCUUUGCAAACACCGCCCCGCGCAAGACCCCCAAGCCUCCGAAGCUGCCGCCGAAGCUGCCAGACCCGCCAUCGAAGCUCCCCGAGCCCCCGUCCGAGCUCCCUAGCCCGCCCGACAUGCGGCCACCGCCUCAUAACAUCCCUAGCCUGCCAGGCCAAGGAGGGAGUCCGCAUGCAAGCCAGCACGGCGACCCGGUGUGGGACAAGGGCCUUAUUGGUGUGGUGUACGAAGUGACAGCUGCCGACUAUGCCACGAUCGUGAAGACGGAGGGCGGCGGCGCGAGCUACCAGGACAUUCUGGUGCCCUGCUUCCCGCUGCUGCCGAAUGUUGGCGUGCCUGAGAAGCCGCCGAUCCCAGAGCUCCCAAAGCCGUUCCUGGCGCACACGCUGUAUGCGCCUUUGGUUCCUGGUGGAGGCAAGCAGCCCGAGGAUGACGAGUCGGCAGCGGUAAGGAAAGGCAAGCUGCUCAACGGCGGCGACGACCCGGAAGAGCCAGAUGACCCGCGCAAGAAGUGGCAAGACUGGUGGAAGAAGCUCUUGCUGCAGCCGGUCCGGCCUGAUCCAGAGUAUGCGCAGCCCAGCGCACGGUAUCUCAAACUCAUCACGGACGGGGCCCGCGAACAUGAUCUACCGCAGGACUACCAGAGGUGGCUGCAGUCGCUCCAGCCGUACACCAUCACCAGUCGCCGACAGCAGAUCGGACAGCUACUUUUCCUGGUCCUCGUCCUGCCACUUGUGGGUAUCAUCAUGGGCUUGUCUCGUAUCCUCGCAGAUAAGGACGGCCGAAUUCCAGUAUGGCUGGGCGUCGCGAUGGGCGGGCUCAUCCACCUCUCAUGGAUGGCGUAUGAUGGCGGCUUCAAGCCCAUCUUUGGGGACGGUGAGAGGACGCAACCCGUCAAUGAGGAUGGCAGUGCGUUGACAUCUGCACGUCUGAGAUGGCGGAGGUCAGGAUUUGACGAGGAGAAGGCGUGUUUGCUGGGACAGGAAUGA
Molecule: messenger RNA, 1332 nt
Organism: Phaeoacremonium minimum UCRPA7
Lineage: Eukaryota; Fungi; Ascomycota; Sordariomycetes; Togniniales; Togniniaceae
Product: putative gliotoxin biosynthesis protein
Exons: 1
Coding region: 1-1332 (443 amino acids)
Molecular function (GO): gamma-glutamylcyclotransferase activity
Source: RefSeq, a predicted model, not a curated record